Aspergillus welwitschiae is the source of this 476-nucleotide messenger RNA. RefSeq lists its product as uncharacterized. Lineage: Eukaryota; Fungi; Ascomycota; Eurotiomycetes; Eurotiales; Aspergillaceae. The record is from RefSeq and is a predicted model, not a curated record. Bases 227 to 451 code for a protein of 74 amino acids. The transcript has 2 exons.
CUUGAGAUUUUCUUUGAGAAAAAAAAAAAAAAAUACAUAUUAAAAUAAUAUAAGGGGUUGUGCUGCGAUUACCACCACCGGAAUGGUGCAGCAAGAAGGCUGCAUUGGGAACCGGCUAUCCAUCUGGGGGAGGGGGGUAUAACUGGAGCGAUCGCGUAUUCAACGCCCCGUCUGUACUUUCUCCUCCUCUCCGUCUCCUCCCAUUCUGGGAUCGACUGGAAGAGGCAUGAAGAGCAGCAGAAAGGCGCUUUGGCCGACGAUCACUGAUCGUACGCACAUCAUCCACCUGGACCAGUGGGCGGGCGGGCGGUCGACACUGGCUGGAUCCUGCAGGUUUGAAAUCCGGCCUCCAGCCCCCGGUGGGCCAGCCGCACCUAUCAGAAACCCGCCAGCCUUGCCAGAUGCCAACAGCCACUCGGGCCCUUUGCCCAGGAACGCUCCGGCCUGGUAAUGGCCUAUAGUGGUCCGUCACCAGU